Messenger RNA from Microplitis mediator, 1552 nucleotides. RefSeq names its product kelch domain-containing protein 10 homolog. The record is from RefSeq and is a predicted model, not a curated record. Gene Ontology annotation, biological process: positive regulation of stress-activated MAPK cascade. Bases 154 to 1323 code for a protein of 389 amino acids. Gene Ontology annotation, molecular function: protein binding. The transcript has 3 exons. NCBI's taxonomy places the organism in Eukaryota, Metazoa, Arthropoda, Insecta, Hymenoptera, Braconidae.
AGUAAAACGAGUUAACCUUUGAAGUGAUACACCGUCAAGUAAAAUAAGAUUUUAGUUCAUUAAUAAAAACUUCGAAAAAAUAUCACCUUUGCACACAGCUCAAUUAUUUAUAAUUCUAAAAGUGAAUAAAAAAGUAUCAUAAUUAUUUUCAAAAUGUACGCAUUCAAGCCGUACGUUUUUACUGAACAUGCUUCUAAUGGCGGUGCAGAACCUGAAGGAAGAAUGAAAUCGACAAUACGAUGUGAUGGUAAAAAUUUAUAUGUUUACGAAGCCAUGGAUCCGUAUUUUGUGCCAAAAGGCUUUCAAUUUCGUGAUAUCUGGGUGUAUAAUUUAGCUAGACAACAAUGGCGAUUAACGACAAUUGAAAGUAAUUUACCGGAUGAUGAUGAUGUAAUUGUUAGUAGCAUUUUUGAAUCAAUUUAUUUAGUUAUCUGCACAAUAAGAGUACCGUUCAAUGACGAGCCGGUAAGUCGCAUAUGUCGAUUACAUAUUUGCGAUUUAAAUACCGAAAGUGAAGUUGUCCAGGCAACAAGUGGACAAAUUCCAUAUCAUUUCCUUGCACAUAAUUUAAUUCGUCAUGGAACAUAUAUUUAUAUUGUUGGAAUCACGAGAGAUAAUGAAAUCGUUUCCGACGUAUAUAAAUUGAACAUCGAAAAUGGUGUAUGGGAAGUCGUUUAUAUUUGCCAAGGACUUGAUGCCAAUGAACCACGUGGCAGAAUAAAUCAUACUUUAGUUUAUGGUAACAAUAUGAUUUAUAUAUUUGGCGGUGCUGGUGGUCAUCUUGGAGUUAAUGUAUUUUCUUUUAUCAAAAUUUCGGCGUUUGAUUUAGAAAACUGCUGCUGGAAAGUAGUGAAGACUCAUGGUGAUGAGAAUUACAUACCGCACUACCCAAAUGAAAGAGAUCAUUUUGGGGUGACGAGUUACACUGACCCAGAUUCGGGUGAAAUAAAUGUAAUAAUUUCUGGAGGAACAGUUGAUUAUAAUGAUGCCUUCAAUGAUGUCUGGAGAUUGAAUCUCACAAGUUUAAAAUGGUCGUGUCUCCAGAGAUUUGGUACUGCCUUACCUCAUCACGUCGUAAAUCAUUCAAUGACCGUUUCUCCUGCUGGAAAAUUAUUCACAGUCGGUGGAUGUAUUUACACUAAUGAUAUGGAACAAGAAUCUUGUUCUUCUACUUUACACUCAAGUUGGAUCAGGAUUCCCAAACUCACAGACAUUUGCUGGGAAGCUGUUUUACAUUACUAUCCAAACUUGAAAUCAAUGACUGACAAAGAAAUCAUUUCCCUCGGAAUUCCAAUGCAGUCAUUCAAGUCGCGUAUUGAUUAAUGAAAUAUUUAUAAAUCAAUUCUUUGUAUUUAUUUUUUUAACUAAAACACCAUAGCUCUUAAAAUUGUAAGGGUUGUUAAUUUAUUUUAAACCAAAUUUAUUACUCUUCAGUUAACCAAUCGCAGAUAAAUUUUUAAUGAGUCAAGUACAGAUUUUUUUUUAAUCAAAAAUUUUUUCUACAAAUAUUGAAGAUAAAUAAACCAAUUGUCGAAAUUUUUAUAAAAUUUAC